CCAUGGCCUUGCUGGGGAAGCGCUGUGAAGUCCCAGCUAACGGCUGUGGGCCUGACCGCUGGAGCACUGCCUUUGCCCGAAAGGACGAGAUCAUCACGAGCCUCGUGUCUGCCUUAGAUUCUAUGUGCUCCGCCCUCUCCAAACUGAACGCGGAGGUGGCGUGUGUGGCCGUGCACGAUGAGAGCGCCUUUGUGGUGGGCACGGAGAAGGGGAGGGUGUUCCUGAACACGCGCAAGGAGCUGCAGUCGGACUUCCUCAGGUUCUGCCGAGGGCCCCCCUGGAAGGAGCCGGAGGUGGAGCACCCCAAGAAGGUGCCGCGGGGCGAGGGCUGCGGCCGGAGCUUCCCCAGGUCCUCCCUGGAGCACGGCUCGGACGUGUACCUGCUGCGGAAGAUGGUGGAGGAGGUGUUUGAUGUUCUUUAUAGUGAGGCCCUGGGAAAGGCCAGCGUGGUGGCGCUGCCCUACGAGCGGCUGCUCAAGGAGCCGGGACUGCUGGUCGUGCAGGGGAUGCCCGAGGGCCUGGCCUUCCGGAGGCCGGCCGAGUACGACCCCAAGGCCCUCAUGAGCAUCCUAGAGCACAGCCACCACAUCCGCUUCAAGCUCAAGCGGCACCCCGAGGACAGCGGACGUGAGUCAAAGGCCCUGGUAGAGCUGAACGGCGUGACUCUGAUAUCCAAGGGCUCUCGGGACUGCAGCCUGCACAGCCAGGCCCCCAAGGUGCCCCCACAGGACCCGCCCCCCCCUGCCGCCUCCUCCUCCAUGGCCAACUUCCUGUACAGCACCUCGCUCCCCAACCACGCCAUUCGAGAGCUCAAGCAAGAGGCGCCUGCCUGCCCGCUGGCCCCCGGUGACCUAGGCCUGGGCCGGGCCGGGCCAGAACCCAAAGGUCCCAGCGGCCAGGACUUUGCCGACUGCUGUGGACAGAAGCCCCCCGGGACUGGCGGGCCUCUCAUUCAGAACGUGCACGCGUCCAAGCGCAUCCUGUUCUCCAUCGUCCAUGACAAGUCGGAGAAGUGGGACACCUUCAUCAAGGAAACCGAGGACAUCAACACGCUGCGGGAGUGCGUGCAGAUCCUAUUUAACAGCCGAUACGCUGAAGCCCUGGGCCUGGACCACAUGGUCCCCGUCCCCUACAGGAAGAUUGCCUGCGACCCCGAAGCCGUGGAGAUUGUGGGCAUCCCAGACAAGAUCCCCUUCAAGCGCCCCUGCACGUACGGGGUCCCCAAGCUGAAGCGGAUCUUGGAGGAGCGGCACAGCAUCCAGUUCAUCAUUAAGAGGUGCGGGAACAAGUUUACCAAAGACACCACGAAGCUGGAGCCGGCCAGCUCGCCUGAGGACACGUCUGCAGAGGCCUCUCGAGCCGCUGUCCUGGACUUGGCCACCACUGCUCGGUCAGACAGGAGCGGCAUCUCUGAAGACAGCGGGGCAGGCACCUCCGGGGAGCUGGGCGGGCUGCGCCCCAUCAAAAUCGAGCCAGAGGAUCUGGACAUCAUUCAGGUCACCAUCCCAGACCCUUCACCAACCUCAGAGGAAAUGGCCGACUCGAUGCCCGGGCACCUGCCCUCGGAGGAUUCAGGUUACGGGAUGGAGAUGCUGGCUGAUAAAGGCCCCAGCGAGGACCUGCGGCCGGAGGAGAGGCCCAUGGAAGACAGCCACGGCGAUGUGAUCCGGCCCCUGCGCAAGCAGGUGGAGCUUCUCUUCAAUACGCGAUACGCCAAGGCCAUUGGCAUCUCGGAGCCCGUCAAGGUCCCCUACUCCAAGUUCCUGAUGUACCCGGAGGAGCUGUUCGUGGUGGGACUGCCCGAGGGCAUCUCACUCCGCCGGCCCAACUGCUUCGGGAUCGCCAAGCUGCGCAGGAUCCUGGAGGCCAGCAACAGCAUCCAGUUCGUCAUCAAGAGGCCCGAUCUGCUCACCGAGGGCAUCAAAGAGCCUGUCACAGAAAGUCAAGAGAGGGACUCCGGGGACCCUCUGGUGGACGAGAGCCUGAAGAGACAGGGCUUCCAAGAGAGUUACGACACCCGCCUGUCCCGGAUCGAUAUCGCCAACACGCUGAGGGAGCAGGUCCAGGACCUGUUCAAUAAGAAAUAUGGAGAAGCCUUGGGAAUCAAGUACCCAGUUCAGGUCCCCUACAAGCGCAUCAAGAGCAACCCUGGCUCAGUGAUCAUUGAGGGUCUGCCCCCCGGCAUCCCCUUCCGGAAGCCCUGCACCUUCGGCUCCCAGAACCUGGAGAGGAUCCUUGCGGUGGCCGACAAGAUCAAGUUCACGGUCACCAGGCCCUUCCAAGGACUCAUCCCCAAGCCUGAUGAAGAUGAUGCCAACAGACUGGGGGAGAAAGUGAUCCUGCGGGAGCAAGUGAAGGAGCUCUUCAAUGAGAAAUACGGUGAGGCCCUGGGCCUGAACCGGCCUGUGCUGGUCCCUUACAAGCUGAUCCGGGACAGCCCGGAUGCUGUCGAGGUCACGGGCCUGCCCGACGACAUCCCUUUCCGGAACCCCAACACGUACGACAUCCACCGGCUGGAGAAGAUCCUCAAGGCCCGAGAACACGUCCGCAUGGUCAUCAUCAACCAGCUCCAACCUUUCGCAGAACUCUGCAAUGACGCGAAGGUGCCAGCCAAAGACAGCAGCAUGCCCAAGCGCAAGAGGAAGCGGGUCUCUGAAGGGAACUCCGUCUCGUCGUCCUCCUCCUCGUCCUCCUCCUCCUCCUCCAACCCAGAGUCUGUGGCAUCGACCAACCAGAUUUCACUCGUGCAAUGGCCAAUGUACAUGGUGGACUACACCGGGCUGAACGUGCAGCUCCCGGGACCCCUCAAUUACUAGACCUCAGCGCUGAAUCAAGACCUCAUCCCAGAAAGAUUACAGGAAAAUGUAAUUUAUGUACAAAAUGUAUAUUCGGAUAUGUAUCGAUGCCUUUUAGUUUUUCCAAUGAUUUUUACACUAUAUUCCUGCCGCCACGGCCUUUUUAAAUAAGUAAAAAGAAAAAAAAAUGCUGUUGCCUCGGC
This is a messenger RNA of Echinops telfairi (small Madagascar hedgehog), 2998 nucleotides long. RefSeq names its product GTF2I repeat domain containing 1 (gene GTF2IRD1). Gene Ontology annotation, biological process: transcription by RNA polymerase II. Lineage: Eukaryota; Metazoa; Chordata; Mammalia; Afrosoricida; Tenrecidae. The record is from RefSeq and is a predicted model, not a curated record. Gene Ontology annotation, molecular function: DNA-binding transcription factor activity. The transcript has 25 exons. Bases 3 to 2816 code for a protein of 937 amino acids. Gene Ontology annotation, cellular component: nucleus.